Molecule: messenger RNA, 6347 nt
Organism: Hypanus sabinus (Atlantic stingray)
Lineage: Eukaryota; Metazoa; Chordata; Chondrichthyes; Myliobatiformes; Dasyatidae
Exons: 2
Coding region: 2025-4100 (691 amino acids)
Source: RefSeq, a predicted model, not a curated record
AAUCAAGGAUAUCAAUGUGCCGGAAGCAUUUUAGAAGGUUUUUGAACCUUCUCCCUGAUGGCAGUAAUGAGAAGAGGCCAUCUGAGUUGAGAUCUUUAAUGAUAAAUGCCACCCUCUUCAGGCACUACAUCUUGAAGAUAUCCUCAAUGGUAGGAAGGGGCAUGCUUGUAAUGGAGCUGGCUCAGUCUGUAAUCCUCUGUAGCCUCUUGCAAUCCUGUGCAUUGGAGGACAACUGCAACCAGUCGGAAUGCUCCCCGCUCUAAUCGGUAGAAAUUUGCAGUAGUCUUUGGUGACACUCCAAAUCUCCUCAAACUCCUAAUGAAGUAGAGCUGCUAGCCUGCCUUCUUUGUCAUUGCAUCAAUGUGUUGGGCUAAGGAUAAAUUCUGGGAUGUUGACGCUCACGAGCAACUUCAAGUUCCUACUUUCCCUCAAUGGGGAACAGUAGGCAUUCUCCCAGCUUCCUCUUCCUGAAGUCCACAAUCAAUUCUUCGGUCUUGCUGAUGUUCAGUGUAUGGUUGCUGAUGUGAAACUACUUAUCCAGUCAAUCUACCUGGCUCCAGUAUGCAUCCUCCUCGCCAUCCAAGAUUCUAUCAACAGCAGUGGUAUCAUUAGCAAAUUGAUAGGCGUUAGAGCUGUGCUUCCCCAUAAGGUCGUAAGUGUGAAGAGAAUAUAGCAGGGGGUUAAAGGGGUGAAGAGAGGUGUGCCUGUGUUGUUAGUCCACAAGGAGGUGAUGUUAUUACCUAUCUGCACUGAUUGUAAUCUCCCAAUAAGUAAGUCAAGAAUGCAGAAGGAGGUGCAGGGUGUCAGGCCUGCACUUGCAGGCAGCUCCCAGUCUCCACUCAGCUAAUAGGAUUCAUCCCCACUGCUUGUCCCAGACUCAUCACUGGCAGCCUAUUUAACCCCAGUUCUCAUCCACAGUCCUUGUCCGCUCAGCAGACCAGCUUGACUGAGCCAGUUGCUUCCAGCUCUCACUCUCCCUGCCUAAAGUUUACCUGAUGACUGUUGUGUUCAGAAUCCGUUUCUCUUGUUUUGUGGCCCCUCGUGACUCUGUCUAUUAUUAAAGAAUUGUUCACUGCCGAACUGUCUCUGCUGCCCUGCUUUUGGGUCACGCCUCCUCCACAUUAGCUGACACAGAGACCCAGUAUUUGAAAUUUGGUUGUUACUAGUAUAAAGAGGGUUUCUUCUUUUUGUUAACAAGCAGGAAUGCUAAUUUACUGAUAACGAGAAUGGUAUUCCUUUGUAAACCAAAUGGGGAUUAAUGUUCUUUCUUCUGAGUCUGUAAGCUUUUGUUGACGGGCUUUUGGGCAGAUCGGCGCGAAGGGGUCGAGAGAGAGGACGCAAUGCUCUAAGCUGGGCGAGGAUCGGACCCCAAAGGGGGGUCCGAGGCCGGGAGAUUCUCCGGGGGGGGGGGGAUGAAGCUAGAUGUGCUUGGUUGACCACUCGGAGGGUCCUGAGCUGUUUGGAGAGUCGAGGAGUUCGGAGGGUCCUGAGCUGCGAGUCAAGGAGUUCGGAGGGAAUCGAAUGGUGGCCAGAAGACUUCAGAAAUUGAGCUCCAACGGCUGUGCACGAAGUGGUUUGGACUUUGAUAAGUUUGGCGCCUUUUCUUUAUUUUUUUUCUCGUCAUAUAUACUGUAUCGUUAUUAAUCACUUAGUUAUAGUAACCUUUAUAAAUUGUACUCAUUUAAUCGCAUAUGGUGUACUGUCUGUUUUUGGGCGAGGCGGGGACAUCACACAGCAUCCACACCAGCUGAUUACCCAGUUUGGCGGGGCCGAAGGCUGCUCCCCCUAGCCAAGAACGAGCUGAGCGAGCCUGAGGUGACCCAGGGGGUUACAUUGUGGGGUGCUCGUCCGGGAUUGAUUUCUGUGGAAGCUGUGUGAUCACCCUAUUUAAAUUGUGUCUGCGGCGAAGAGUUGGUGUGCAUUUGUGGGUGUGCGAUUGCUGGUUAUCGCUGUGUGUGUGUUGGGUGGGGUGGUUGCUGUUGGUAGCAAUUGCCGUUGUUCGAGUUCCGACUAGUGCUGACGAAAUGGCGGUGGGACCAUGGGCUGUCCGUACUGUUUGGAGAUUGAGGAGUGACAGGUUGGGAUGUUUCAGCAGUGGUGAGCUCCGCCCGGUUGUUGGAAUAAUGUCCAGCCCUAAAGAGGCGGAGGCGUGGGCGGAGCGGACCCCUCAGUUGUUGGGUGAGUGGCAGUGCUUAGCUGAGGGAAAGCGACAGGGACGGGUUGAAAGUUUGAGUAGGCGGGCUGCUGACUUUGUUAGAACUGUCAGGCGCAAUUACCUCGAAGUGACCGCUGCCAGUUCUGGGAAAGUGUGGGAAAAUGCGUGUGGUUCGACUGGAAGUCAAAUGCCGCAGCUGGGGGGCUUAUCAUACCCGUGGCAGGAGAUUGGUGGGAAGUUUUUAGGGUUUCCCUUUUUGCCUAGGGGGGCAGAUAAAUUGCUUGUGGUGCCAAGGGGAUCUGUCAAGGGGAUCAGUUGUUCCGUUGAUUCGAGAGGUGUCGGGAAACUUAGAGGAGGCCCAGUGGGAGAACGGCUUGGGGUCUCUGGGGGAGCACGUUCCCAGCAAUGUACCAAGGAACUCCCGAAAGGAGCAGACUCUAUUCCUGAAGGCUUAGAGGGGCCAUGCGCACAGGUGUUGUUACGGAUGGAUGGAAGUCAAGUUAAAGCCAUCCUUGGCACCGGGGAGCCGAUGAAGUUGCUGUACAGUUUGUUUCAUAACCGUUAUUGGAAGCAUUUACCCUUGACGACAUUGAGGACACUGGAGAUUCAGGGUACCAGUGCCGGUGAUUAUCCAGACGACGGUUGUUGGUCAGUGAAAAUGGAGUUCUUAGAGGCAAAUAUGGAGGAGACUGAGGUUCAUGAAUCGUUAAUGCUGAUGUGUCCGGACCCUGUUGAGACGGGCAGCGUUUCUGUUCUAGAGAGAACCAAUAUCCUGCUGGUGUGCUUGGGGGCCUGCCCGGAGGAGGAGGGUGAGCGCUGUUUGGAGGCAUUGUCGAUGCACCCAGAGUUUCGAGCUGCUUGUGCGGACGUGUGUAGCAGCAUUGGGCUGAUACUGAAUUCAAACAAGAGCCAGUGGUGGUACGGCCUGGGGGAAGUAUCUGAGGAUGAGACCCUCUUAGUGGAUGCUGCAAAAUACCAUGAGAGAGGGGAGUUGACUGCUGAAGACACCUCGGAGAGAGAGAGGUUGCGGCGACUGGCCCCUGAAGCCAUGGAAGACGUAGGCAGCGUGUGUGUGGAUUGUAUUGCGUUGAAGAGGCGCACUGUCAGUGACCAGAAUAUGGCCCUGAGGGCUGGAGAGGCGAUGGCCUGUCUGAAUGGUGCGAUGUGGUUUAAGGUGCUGGAUCUGAGGAGUGGAUGUUGCCAGAUCCCGAUGAGUGGGGCCGACAAGGAGAAGACGGCCGUUAUAAAUUCCCUAGGAGUCUUCGGGUCCGAAAAGAUGCCACAGGGCAUAUCUGGAGCCCUUGCAACCUUCCUGCUGGGCAGGUGGAAGACCAUAGGGGAUGUGGAGGCGUUUGGAGUUUUGGUGUAUGUGGAUGAUCUCUUGGUGUUUGGAUUAGCCUCAGGAGAAUAUGAAGUGAGGUCGUUGCAGGAGCAGCUGAGAACUACCGAGUUAAAGUGUUUUCGGGACACGUGCCAGGGCUGGCGAAGGUCGCAGCUCGUGAGUGACUGUCUCUACGGAAUCAAGUUUGAAAUCAAGACGGAGAGACUGGAGAAAGUGAUCUGGAACCAUUCGGAAGACUUCCAAGUUGGAGAGAAUGAAGAAAGUUGUCUGACUGAGGGUAAUAGCAAACUGAGAACCCGGAGAGGGGAGUUUGCGGAGGUGAAGAAAUUACAGACGAAUCUCAGAAGAGAGAAGCGGAAGCUUAAAGGGAACCUGAAGAUGACCAUCGACAGUUCAAAUGAAGUGCAAAACCUGAAAGUUGAUCUGGAAGAAGUCAUGAGGAAGAAAAAGCUGGAGAGAAGUGCAGUGAAUACUGAAGAGACUGCGGGAGCAGUGCAGGCCACGUGUUUCCGUUUGGAGAAGAUCAAACAGCAGCUACCGAUCACAGGAAUGAGGAAGAAUACAGAUUCGAUGGAUGAUGUGCUGGAUGUGUGCUUUUGUUGACAGGCUUUUGGGCAGAUCGGCGCGAAGGGGUCGAGAGAGAGGACACAAUGCUCUAAGCUGGGCGAGGAUCGGACCCCAAAGGGGGGUCCGAGGCCGGGAGAUUCUCCGAGGGGGGGGGAUGAAGCUAGAUGUGCUUGGUUGACCACUCGGAGGGUCCUGAGCAGUUUGGAGAGUCGAGGAGUUCGGAGGGUCCUGAGCUGCGAGUCGAGGAGUUCGGUGGGAAUCGAAUGGUGGCCAGAAGACUUCAGAAAUUGAGCUCCAACGGUUGUGCAUGAAGUGGUUUGGACUUUGAUAAGUUUGGCGCCUUUUCUUUAUUUUUUUUCUCUUCAUAUAUACUGUAUCAUUAUUAAUCACUUAGUUAUAGUAACCUUUAUAAAUUGUACUCAUUUAAUCGCAUAUGGUGUACUGUCUGUUUUUGGGCGAGGCGGGGACAUCACACAGCAUCCACACCAGCUGAUUACCCAGUUUGGCGGGGCUGAAGGCUGCUCCCCCUAGCCAAGAACGAGCUGAGCAAGCCUGAGGCGACCCAGGGGGUUACACUACUGAGGGAAUGAAGCUGUAGAACACCGAGCUGUAGUUGAUGAGCAGUAGCCUGACACGUGCCUUGUGAUUGCCUGGGUGUUUCAAGCAGAGGGGAAGGCCAGUGAAGUUGCAGGUGCUGUAGACCUGUUGUGGUGCUAAGUGAAUAACAGCAUGUUCAGGCCCUUGCUCAGGCAGGAGUUAAUUUUACCAAUAACCAUCCUCUCAAAGCACUUUAUUAUGAUAGAUGUAAGCGUACUUGGUGGUAGACAUUGAGGCCGCUCACCCUGCUGACUAUCAGAAUGAUUGGAAAUCCAGCAUAUCUUUUCUUAGUUAAGGGGUUGAAAACUACUCAAAACACUCCAAGUGUGGUCUGAUCAAUGUCUUAUGAAGCCUCAGAUUCACAUCCUUGCUCUUGUAUUCUAGUCCUCUUGAAAAGAAUUCUAUCAUUGCAUUUGCCUCCCUUACCACUGACUCAACCUGCAAGUUAAUUUGCAUGAGAACUCCCAAGUCCCCUUGCACCUCUGAUUUUUGAAUUGUCUCCCUGUUUACAGAAUAGUCCUGACAGAAGCCCAGGGUUUGAACCUUGGUUAUUACUCUUUGCCUCAUGCCAGUCAGCCAAACUUCUGUCUUUCCUGUGAUACCAUGGGCUCUUAUCUUGCGAUGCAGCCUCAUCUUGCACUUUGUCAAAGGCCUUUAUGAAAAUCCAAAUAAACAACAUCCAUUGACUCUCUGUUCCUCAAAGAGCUUCAACAAAUUUGUCAGGAAGAUUUCCCUUGAGUAAACCAUGCUGACUUUGGCCUAUUUUAUAAUGUGCCUUCAAGUAACCCAAAACCACAUCCUUAACAAUCGAGUUAACAUCUUCCAAAAACACUGACGUCUGGCUAACUGGUCUAUAAUUUCCUUUCUUCUGCCUGCUUCCCUCCCUUUUUGAAAUGUACAGUGGCAUUUGCAAUUUUCCAGUCCUCCAGAAUCAUUCCGGAAUCUAGUGAUACUUGAAAGAUCAUUACUAAUGCUUCCACAAUAUCUUUGGCCACCUAUUUCUGAACCCUGGUGUUUAAUCCAUCUAGUCUGGGUGACUUAUCUAAGACUUUUCAGCUCACUGGCAACUUCUACUUAGUAACAACAAUUACAUCGAUUAAAGGUGAGAGGAAGGAGUUUUAAAGAGUACUUGAGGAGAACCAUCACAGAAUGGUUGAUAUCUGAAUACACUGGCAGAGGAGGUGGUGGAAUCACUAACAAUCAUUAUGUUGAGGAGACAUUUAUACGAGCAUUAACAUAGGCAAAGCUUACAUCAAAACAGAGCAAGGACCUGAACCUGCUGUAAUUCACUUACCACCACAAUGGGUGAACAAUUUCACUGGCUUUCCACUCUGCUUUGGAACACACCGGCAAUCACAAGGCACAGAUCAGGCUAGUGCUGACAAAUAGUAUCAUUGCAAUGGCCAAGGGCAUAGGCAUUGGUAGGUAGGUACAACUCUACGAAAGUCUGAUGGAAAGGGGAAAUGUAAAGCAGAGUCUGACACCUCAUUAAGUGAACUUUUGGGGUUAGAAGAUGCUGGAAGAAGAGAUGGUGAAAUAAAUUGUGGGAUGGUUUUCUUUCAAAACUUCUUUAAAUGGUGUGGAGAACAAAGGCUUGUGAACUAAUUGGGUUGCGUCUAAAUGUAGUAAAUGAAAGGUAGUGAGAAUGAAGUUUGGUACGCUGUGCAAGCUAAUGGAUGUCUGGGA